Messenger RNA from Dunckerocampus dactyliophorus (ringed pipefish), 2096 nucleotides. RefSeq names its product retinoblastoma binding protein 5 (gene rbbp5). Lineage: Eukaryota; Metazoa; Chordata; Actinopteri; Syngnathiformes; Syngnathidae. Gene Ontology annotation, cellular component: Set1C/COMPASS complex. The transcript is spliced from 14 exons. The record is from RefSeq and is a predicted model, not a curated record. Gene Ontology annotation, molecular function: protein binding. The coding region runs from base 128 to 1807 and encodes 559 amino acids.
GGGUCCUUGCUGGAAGCUCGGCGGCAGUGUCGACACAAGACAAAUAUAAUAAAUACGAGAGAACAGUGGAGUAAAUAAUAAGUGAAAUCAAGUUAUUGAGUAUUAUUGGACGCUCCCUCACCCAGCGAUGAAUCUUGAGCUGCUCGAAUCUUUUGGGCAGAACUAUCCAGAGGAGGCAGAUGGAACUCUCGACUGUAUCAGCAUGGCUCUUACAUGCACCUUCAACCGCUGGGGGACCCUCCUUGCGGUGGGCUGCAACGACGGCCGCAUCGUCAUCUGGGACUUCCUCACGCGGGGUAUUGCCAAGAUCAUCAGCGCACACAUCCACCCGGUCUGCUCCUUAUGUUGGAGUCGAGACGGCCACAAGCUGGUGAGUGCAUCCACAGACAACAUCGUGUCGCAGUGGGAUGUGCUGACUGGCGACUGUGACCAGCGCUUCCGCUUUCCCUCCCCCAUCCUAAAACUGCAGUGCCACCCCAGAGACAUGGACAAGGUACUGGUGUGUCCCAUGAAGUCAGCCCCAGUCCUUUUGACUCUAUCCGACUCCAAACACGUCGUCCUUCCUGUGGACGAUGACUCGGACCUGAAUGUGGUGGCAGCCUUUGAUAGGCGAGGCGAGUACAUCUACACUGGGAACGCCAAAGGAAAGAUUCUGGUGUUGAACACAAACACUCAGGAGCUGGUGGCGUCAUUCCGAGUGACCACUGGCACGAGCAACACCACGGCCAUCAAGUCCAUUGAAUUUGCACGCAAGGGCAGUUGCUUCCUAAUUAACACGGCAGACCGUAUCAUCCGAGUCUACGACGGCAGGGAGAUUCUGACCUGCGGCCGAGACGGCGAGCCGGAACCGAUGCAGAAGCUACAAGACCUGGUCAACAGGACUCCGUGGAAGCGCUGCUGCUUCUCUGGCGAUGGUGAAUACAUCGUUGCCGGCUCGGCCCGACAGCAUGCAUUGUACAUCUGGGAGAAGAGCAUUGGUAACCUGGUGAAGAUCCUUCAUGGAACCAGAGGAGAGCUGCUGCUAGACGUUGCUUGGCAUCCUGUACGGCCCAUUAUUGCUUCCAUCUCAAGUGGAGUGGUGUCCAUCUGGGCCCAGAACCAAGUGGAAAACUGGAGUGCUUUUGCCCCAGACUUCAAGGAACUGGAUGAAAAUGUUGAGUAUGAGGAGAGAGAGUCUGAAUUUGACAUUGAGGAUGAAGACAAGAGUGAACCGGAGCAGACAGGUGCAGACGCAGCAGAGGACGAGGAGGUGGACGUCACCACGGUGGACCCCAUUGUGGCUUUUUGCAGCAGUGAUGAGGAACUGGAGGAUUAUAAGGCUUUGUUGUACUUGCCCAUCGCUCCUGAGGUUGAGGACCCCGAAGAAAACCCCUUUGGUCCCCCACCGGAUGCUCAGACUCAGACUGGAGCAACAGAGGAUGUGCAGGCAGGUGGUGAUAAAAAGCAGCGGCAGCCUUCCUCUGAAGGAGGCCCGACCAAGAAGAAGGCCCGUACUACUAACAUUGAACUGCAGGGGGUGCCUGUUGACGAGGUGCACCCCCUACUGGGCGUGAAGGGGGAUGGCAAGUCUAAGAAGAAGGCAGCUGGCCGGCCCAAGGGCUCCAAAGGUAAAGACAAAGACUUCCCCUUCAGGCCCAAGCCCUACAGGGGCGAGCGGCCCUCCUUCGGCAUGGAGGUCCUGGGCGGCUCUGGCCCAGGAGGCGGAGGCGGAGGAGGAGGGAUGAAGGGCAGGGCAGAAGGGGUUCUGGGCACAGGGACCCUGGUGACACAGACGUACAAGCAGCAUGACAUAGGAGGGAUGGACUGAACUGUUGGGAGGAUGUGCACCAACCAACAAGCUGUGACAAAGACACACAAAAGCUUGCUGUCACAUACAGACUGUUUGGUGUGCACACUCUUUCCACUCCCACACACAGCUGAAGCAUCACGGGGGAACUUCUACAGCUCGGCCCACUGACAACAGUUGAGAUCACUUGUCCCCUGUAGGCAUUGUCAUGUAUAGAAUUCGUGUGUGUGUGUGUGUGUGUGUGUGUGUGUGUGUGUGUGUAUACUUGCGCUCUUGUUUUUGUUUUUUUAAUACAUUAAAACAUUUUGAU